Molecule: messenger RNA, 915 nt
Organism: Entamoeba invadens IP1
Lineage: Eukaryota; Evosea; Mastigamoebida; Endamoebidae
Exons: 1
Coding region: 1-915 (304 amino acids)
Molecular function (GO): zinc ion binding; RNA binding
Source: RefSeq, a predicted model, not a curated record
AUGGAAGGGUUCAGUCUUAAGAUCACCAACUUGGACAAAACAGUGACAUUAGACGACCUUAACGCGAAGAUUCACCAAUAUAACUUUGAUCCUGUCAGUGUGACUAUUCGCACAUGGUCGGCAGACAAAAGUUACGGGUAUGGCAGAGUUUACACUCGUAACACGACAGAAGCGAAUCGGAUUGUUACAGAUAUGAACGGGAAAGUAGUUGAAGGCAACGAACUUAAAGUAGUUAUUCAGCACGAUGACGUCAGUCAGACAAUCGUGUACGUUGGAAACGUGCCAGUGAUACUUGGAGAAGAUGGAUUUAAAGCACUCUUUGAACAGUACCGACCAAAAAAUGUGGAAUUUAUUUUAACAAAGGCUGGCGAUUCAAAAGGAAUUGCUGACGUUGUUCUGAAGGAUUACCUUUCUGUCUUGAACUUCGACGCUCGUUUUAAUAACUACAAAAUUGGAAACCAAAAGAUAAGCUUCAAAGUCCCCAAAUUGAAAAAAGCCAAAGUCGAGAAGAUGGAAGAGGAGAGUGAGAGUCAAAAACAGCCUAAAGUGACUCCGAUUGACGACGAAAAUAAAGAAGAUGAUGACGAAGACAAUGGUGGAUUUGUGGAUCCAGCGACUCUCGCAGACAAAGAAGAAAAGAAAGAAGAACUUCUCCAGCAAAGAAAGAAGGACAGAAAGUCACAACGAAUCAAAAUCGCGUAUAACAAAGAUAAGAGUGCCGCUAAAAAAGAGAAAAGAAAACAAAUUGGAUGUUUUAUCUGCCAACAACAAGGCCACACCUCACAGGACUGCCCAUAUAAAGACAAGAAAAUACCAAAGAAGGCAGAAAAGAAGAGUAACAAUAAGAAGGGCGAGAAAAGAUCUGGUAAGAAAGGAAAAACGGCUCACAGCGACGAUGGCGAGAGCAACGAAUAA